Messenger RNA from Marmota flaviventris (yellow-bellied marmot), 4798 nucleotides. RefSeq names its product patatin like domain 7, lysophospholipase (gene Pnpla7). Gene Ontology annotation, biological process: lipid metabolic process. Gene Ontology annotation, molecular function: phosphatidylcholine lysophospholipase A1 activity. The record is from RefSeq and is a predicted model, not a curated record. NCBI's taxonomy places the organism in Eukaryota, Metazoa, Chordata, Mammalia, Rodentia, Sciuridae. Gene Ontology annotation, cellular component: endoplasmic reticulum.
UCCUUCCAGUGAGAAUGUAAUUUGAUUCUGAAAGUAGUGGGGAAGGCGCUAGUAAAGUGUUUCCUCAACCUGUCUCCUCACCCUUUGCUCUGCUUACAGUCAUGCGGGAAGAGGACGAUGUCUGCUCAGAGGCCCAGGCUGGGAAUCCAGGCCAUUUGUCUGUUCAACCUGAGUGCUGCUUUCCUCUCCAGGCUGGCUUCUGUAUAGGAACUGCCCUGCGUUCCUGGGGGCUGCAGUUCAUGGAGGAGCAUUCACAGUCCACCAUGCUGAUCGGGAUUGCAAUUGGAGCCCUCCUGGCCCUAGCCUUUGUCAGUAUUGCUGUCUUUUUUGUAUACAGAAGGGUUAACCGAUUCCGACAAGUGCACCCCACUCCUCAGUACAGGUUCCGAAAGCGGGACAAAGUGAUGUUUUAUGGUCGGAAGAUCAUGAGGAAGGUUACCACACUCCCCCACACACUUGUGGGGAACACAGCAGCACCCCGGCAGCGGGCCAGGAAGAGAACUAAGGUGCUAUCUUUGGCCAAGAGAAUUCUACGUUUCAAGAAGGAAUACCCCACCCUGCAGCCGAAGGAGCCCCCACCUUCGCUGUUGGAGGCUGAUCUCACAGAGUUUGAUGUGAAAAAUUCUCAUCUGCCAUCAGAAGUUCUGUACAUGCUGAAAAAUGUUCGGGUCCUAGGCCACUUUGAGAAGCCACUGUUCCUGGAGCUGUGCAAACACAUGGUCUUUGUGCAGCUGCAUGAGGGGGAGCACAUCUUUCGGCCAGGAGAGCCAGACACCAGCAUCUACGUGGUGCAGGAUGGGCGGUUGGAAGUCUGCAUCCAGGACGCUGAUGGCACUGAGGUGGUAGUCAAAGACGUGUUGGCAGGAGACAGCGUGCACAGCCUCCUCAGCAUUCUGGAUGUCAUCACUGGUCACACUGCACCUUACAAAACAGUCUCUGCCCGAGCAGCGGCCCCAUCCACCAUCCUUCGGCUUCCAGCUGUGGCUUUUCAAGGAGUUUUUGAGAAAUAUCCUGAAACACUGGUGAGGGUGGUACAGAUCAUUAUGGUGCGGCUGCAGAGGGUGACAUUCCUGGCUCUGCACAACUACCUGGGCCUGACCACAGAGCUGUUCAAUCCCGAGAGCCAGGCCAUCCCUCUUGUGUCUGUAGCCAGUGUGGCUUCUGGACGGACCAAAAGGCAGGUGUUUUGUGGCACAGAGGAGCGUCUUGAGAAACCUGUACAGCCCCAAGAUCCUUGCACCUCAGGUGCAGAUGGUGAGGUGGCCUGGAAGUUUGUCUGCAGGUGCACAGGUGCUGAGGAGGGCCAUGCCUGGGCCGUGCACUGCAAUCAAGGGGGCAGCUGUCCAGCAGCCUCUGGGCAUUUGCUGAAGAGGAGUUACUCUGUCCCUUUGCCUUCUGUCCAUGAGGAGGUCUCAGAAAAGCUUGGGCAGUCCCAGGCAAGAGAUUCUGCUCUUCCAGGCCCACCAGGGGGCCACAAUGGGGCGACCUCAGACCUGGGGAUGACUUGUGACCGUGCCAGGGUCUGGCUGCACUCAGACCUUCCUGGGAACUCCAUGGCCAGCAAGUCCAAGAAAAACACGAUGGGUGCAGAGGUUCCCUCUUCUCUCCUCCACUACUCAGAGUGUCGCUGGGACCCACAUGGCUCCAGCGGGAAGACGGACGCUAUCUUCCGAGCAGCCAAGGAGGACCUGCUCACCCUGAUGAAGCUGGACGACCCAUCCCUAUUAGAUGGCCGGGUAGAGUUUCUCCAUGUCCCUGCAGGCACCGUGGUGUCAAGACAGGGAGACCAGGAUGUCAACAUCUUGUUUGUGGUCUCGGGGCUGCUGCACGUGUACCAGCAGAAGAUUGACAGCCAGGAGGAUGCCUGCCUGUUCCUCACGCACCCUGGGGAGAUGGUGGGCCAGCUGGCAGUGCUCACAGGAGAGCCCCUUACGUUCACCAUCAGGGCCAACAGGGAUUGCAGCUUCUUGUCCAUCUCCAAGGCCCACUUCUAUGAGAUCAUGCGGAAGCAGCCGUCAGUUGUCCUGGCCGUGGCACACACUGUAGUGAAGAGGAUGUCGUCCUUCGUGCGGCAGAUUGAUUUCGCGCUGGACUGGAUGGAGGUAGAGGCUGGGCGUGCCAUAUACAGGCAGGGAGAUAAGUCUGACUGCACAUACAUCGUCCUGAGUGGUCGACUGCGCUCUGUCAUCUGCAAGGAUGAUGGGAAAAAGCGCCUGGCAGGGGAGUAUGGCCGUGGAGACCUCGUUGGUGUGGUGGAGACGCUGACCCAUCAGGCCAGGGCAACCACGGUGCAUGCUGUUCGGGACUCAGAACUGGCCAAGCUGCCUGCAGGAGCCCUGACGUCUAUCAAGCGCAGAUAUCCACAGGUGGUGACUCGGUUGAUUCGUCUCUUGGGAGAGAAGAUCCUGGGAAACCUCCAGCAGGGAUCUGUGACAGGCCACCAGCUUGGGCUCCACACAACAGGCAGCAAGUGGGACAUAGGUAGCCCAGCUGGCAACCUGUCCACCGUGGCUGCGAUGCCCGUGUCUGAGGACGUGCCACUUACCACCUUUGCACUGGAGCUCCAGCAUGCCCUCAGUGCCAUUGGUCCAGUAUUGCUGCUGACCAGUGACAACAUUAAACAGCGCCUUGGCUCAGCUGCUCUAGACAGCCUCCACGAGUACCGGCUGUCCAGCUGGCUGGGGCAGCAGGAGGACAUCCACCGGAUCGUACUCUACCAGGCAGACUGCACGCUCACACCCUGGACCCAGCGCUGCAUCCGGCAGGCAGACUGCAUCCUCAUUGUGGGCCUGGGCGAGCAGGAGCCCACCGUAGGGAGCGAUGCUCGCUGGGAAGGCUGGAGCGGAUGCUGGAAAGCACAGCCGUGCGUGCCCAGAAGCAGCUGGUCCUACUGCACAGGGAGGAUGGUCCAGGGCCAGCCCGCACCGUGGAGUGGCUCAACAUGCGGAGCUGGUGCUCCGGCCACCUGCACCUCUGCUGCCCACGCCGUGUCUUCUCUAGGAGGAGCUUGCCCAAGCUGGACCCGAGAGCACUCUCUACCAAAAGGGCCUGUGGGAGAUCCCCCUGAAGGAGCUCCAGCUCUGCCCAUUCUGGGCCUUCAUGAUCACCCAUGUGCCUUCUGCCAACAUUCACCCCUGGGUGAGCCUGGGCUGGCUCUGAGGCCCCUGGGCAUCAAGAUGGAGAUGUACGAGCGUGUCUUCCAGCGACUCCCAGACCGGCACUCGGACUUCUCCCGCCUGGCACGGGUGCUGACUGGCAACGCUAUUGCCUUGGUGCUUGGAGGAGGGGGAGCGAGGGGCUGCGCCCAGGUGGGCAUCCUCAGGGCCCUGGCAGAGUGCAGCAUCCCCGUGGACAUGGUUGGAGGGACAUCCAUUGGGGCCUUCAUGGGUGCCCUGUACUCUGAAGAGAGGAACUACAGCCAGAUGAGGAUUCGGGCCAAGCAGUGGGCUGAGGACAUGACAUCAGUGGUGAAAACCAUUCUGGACCUGACCUACCCGAUCACAUCCAUGUUCUCUGGAGCAGGCUUCAACAGCAGCAUCUGCAGCAUCUUCAGGGACCGGCAGAUUGAGGACCUGUGGCUCCCCUACUUCGCUGUCACCACCGACAUCACAGCCUCUGCCAUGCGGGUCCACACAGAUGGCUCUCUGUGGCGGUAUGUGCGUGCCAGCAUGUCCCUGUCAGGUUACAUGCCGCCCCUCUGCGACCCCAAGGACGGACACCUGCUGAUGGACGGAGGCUAUAUCAACAACCUCCCAGCGGAUGUGGCCCGAUCCAUGGGGGCAAAGGUGGUGAUCGCCAUCGACGUGGGCAGCCGGGAUGAGACAGACCUUACCAACUAUGGCGAUGCGCUCUCUGGGUGGUGGCUGCUGUGGAAACGGUGGAACCCCCUGGCCACCAAAGUCAAGGUGCUGAACAUGGCUGAGAUUCAGACGCGCCUGGCCUACGUUUGCUGCGUCCGGCAGCUGGAGAUGGUGAAGAACAGUGACUACUGCGAGUGCCUGCGGCCCCCCAUCGACAGCUAUCGUACCCUGGACUUUGGCAAGUUUGAUGAGAUCUGUGAAGUAGGUUACCAACACGGGCGGACAGUGUUUGACCUCUGGGCUCGAAGUGGAGUGCUAGAGAAGAUGCUGCAGGACAGGCAGGGGCCAAGCAAGAGGAAGGCCUGUGUGAUCCCCACUUGCCCCAAUGCCUCCUUCACGGACCUUGCUGAGAUCGUGUCCCGCAUUGAGCCUGCCAAGAUGGCCACAGUGGAUGGAAGGGGACCAAUGAGGCCCUCCUCUCUGCUCCAGACGAAUCUGACUACCAGACUGAGUAUGAGGAGGAGAUGCCAGAAAUCCCCAAGGACACAUACGCGGACUUCCAGAGCACCCAGGCAGAGCUGGGCUCUGACUCGGAGGGAGAGCCCAUGCUGCAGCAUCCGCACCCUGGCCUGGCUUCCCCACAACAACCCCAGGACAAUUCAUCUUCCUGGCUCCCUGGCCAGACUGCAGAGAAGCCGCUGCUCUGAUGCUCCCCAGAAUCCAGCAUCUCCUGGGAGCCUGACCUCAAGACUGAGGCUCCACCCACUCCUGGGAGGCCACUUUACCCACCUGACAAGAGAAGCCUCAGCCAGCUGGCCGGCCUGUCAAGUCUUUACCCCCAGCCUGGGCUCUUUUCUGCACCCUCUGUGCCUCUUUUCUGCACUGGCACCCCUGCACCCCUGGGGAGAUGAGCCAGCCUCCCGCCAUCCCCCAUGAAGUUUCUGUGAGGUGUGGGAACCCCAGAUUGGCAUGUUAAUAAAGGUAGAUCUGAUUGUGUG